This is a messenger RNA of Drosophila subpulchrella, 1495 nucleotides long. Its product is annotated as thioredoxin domain-containing protein 9. Gene Ontology annotation, biological process: microtubule cytoskeleton organization. The record is from RefSeq and is a predicted model, not a curated record. Gene Ontology annotation, cellular component: cytoplasm. Lineage: Eukaryota; Metazoa; Arthropoda; Insecta; Diptera; Drosophilidae. The coding region runs from base 181 to 831 and encodes 216 amino acids. The transcript has 3 exons.
AAUUCAAAAAAGUUAAGAGCCGUAUUUACUCAGGCAGCUCUGUAUUUCCCAAUCAAGGUCCCACGGUCACACCGACUCCAACUGCUAAAUAAACUUUUGAGCUGUAAAAUCAAUGAAAUAAGUGAAAAACCAGCAGUGCGAAUAAACGGAGAAACAGAGAGAAACGCAGAGGAGCACAACAUGGCACAUCUCCUGGAGAACCAACUGUUCACGGCGGCCAAGACCAUCGAGCAGCAGCUGGACCAACAGCUGGACCGCCUGGACAACCUCGACUCGGAUGAUUUGAAAACUCUGAGGGAGCAGCGCCUUCGCGAGAUGAAGGACCUGAACAACAAGAAGCAGGAGUGGCUCAGAAACGGCCACGGCACCUACACCGAGCUGGCCGACGAAAAGGAGUUCUUUGAGAUGUCGAAAAAGUCGCCCAACAUUGUGUGUCACUUUUACCGCGACAGCACCGAGCGCUGCAAGAUCGUGGAUAUGCAUCUGAAAAUCCUGGCCGCCAAGCACGUGGAGGCCAAGUUCUGCAAGGUGAACGCCGAGAAGUCACCCUUCCUCACCCAGCGGCUGCGCAUCAAGGUGAUACCCACCAUCGCCCUGGUGAAGGACAGCAAGACCAAGGACUUCAUUGUCGGCUUCUCCGAUCUGGGCAACUGCGACGACUUCGCCACCGAGAUGCUGGAGUGGCGCAUCGCCCACUCGGGAGCCAUCGAAUACAAGGGCGAUCUGAUGCAGCCCCCAGAUGUGAAGCGCAAGCCAUUCAUCAACCGCCCACAGAAGACAAUACGCGGCGGCUACGACUCGGAUGACUCCGACAUCGACCUGGAUGACUAACUACGGGCAGCCCGUCCCACGCUGUCGAUUCCCCCAGCUCCAGUUCCAGCUCCAAUCCCACACUCCCACACAAAAAACACUCAAAAGCGAUGGAGAAACGAAAACAGACACACACAAAUCAAAACCUAGCACAUGGAUCUAAACCAAUUAGGCGUACUUUAGCGUUAUUUAUUUAAUUAUACGAUUCCGAUCACUCUGCUACGGUCCCCAUCGCCACAUAGGAUUAGUGGCUUAUUCGGUUGCCUUUCCCCCGAUUAUGUGCUUUAAUAUCUAUCAGUUCAAUCAGCCGCCUCGAAGGCUGAGCCACUCUAGCGAGCUUAAGCGUACUCAAAAUUUGAUCUUUAUGGUAUUUGUAAUUCCAAAUCACUGUGCACCUCUCCAGUAUAUAUGUUUAGUUGAACAUAGUUUCACAAAUCGCUUUCGCUCCCGAAAACGGUGAUGUAAAACAAGAAACAAAAAACAAAAACAGCAUAAAAGACAAGCAACUAAACAUCUGGCAUAUAUAUUUCUAACAGUUCGAGAAAAGGUGUACUGCAUUUCCUACUGUAGAGGUAACUAACACUUUCAUAUGUACAAGUUUUUAUAUUUAUUUUUGUAAUUCUACAAAGCAUCAAAGGAAAUCAACUAUUAAAUUGCAUGUUUAAAACAAAGCAAACGUACUUAA